AUGAGAAACACAAGAUUGCUUAUGUAUGAUUAUAUGCCAAAUGGGAGUCUCGGAAGUCUACUUCAUGAACGAAGUGGCAACUGCUUGGAAUGGGACAUCAGAUUUCGAAUAAUACUAGGAGCAGCUCAAGGUUUGGCUUAUUUACACCAUGAUUGUGCUCAUCCCAUUGUUCAUAGGGACAUUAAGGCCAACAACAUCCUCAUAGGCCCUGAAUUUGAACCAUACAUAGCUGAUUUUGGGCUUGCAAAACUUGUUGAUGAUGGAGAUUUCGCACGAUCUUCUAGUACACUAGCUGGUUCCUAUGGUUACAUAGCUCCAGAGUAUGGUUAUAUGAUGAAGAUAACAGAGAAAAGUGAUGUUUACAGCUAUGGUAUUGUUGUAUUAGAAGUACUAACAGGGAAGCAACCAAUUGAUCCAACAAUACCAGAUGGACUCCAUAUUGUUGAUUGGGUAAGACAGAAAAGAGGUGGAGUUGAAGUGCUUGAUGAAAGCUUAAGAGCUAGGCCAGAAUCUGAAAUUGAGGAAAUGUUGCAGACCUUAGGUGUGGCUUUGCUUUGUGUAAACUCAAGCCCAGAUGACAGGCCAACCAUGAAAGAUGUUGUAGCAAUGAUGAAAGAAAUUAAGCAGGAAAGAGAGGAAUAUAUGAAAGUUGACAUUCCUCUUGAUGGAUCUUCUGUAAAUCAUCAACAAGAAAGUAAUCAUUUUGGUGAAGAAAAUGGCAAAGAUGAAACAUGCAUGCCCAAUAAGCAGCAGCAGCACUAA
Molecule: messenger RNA, 762 nt
Organism: Gastrolobium bilobum
Lineage: Eukaryota; Viridiplantae; Streptophyta; Magnoliopsida; Fabales; Fabaceae
Product: LRR receptor-like serine/threonine-protein kinase RGI1
Exons: 3
Coding region: 1-762 (253 amino acids)
Biological process (GO): protein phosphorylation
Molecular function (GO): protein kinase activity; ATP binding
Source: RefSeq, a predicted model, not a curated record